This is a messenger RNA of Cuscuta europaea, 1890 nucleotides long. Lineage: Eukaryota; Viridiplantae; Streptophyta; Magnoliopsida; Solanales; Convolvulaceae. The record is from the annotation of a GenBank genome assembly.
AAAAUGAAAAAGAUGAUCUAAUAAAUAACCAGAUAAUGAAUCAACCCUUGAGUAAAAUUGAAAAAAUUACAGAUUGGAAAAAUUAUUCACCGAUAGACAAAAUGCAGGCUAUCACUCAUAGGACAAGUACAAUUAAAAAAAAACUAGAAAGAAUUACGGAAGAUAAGAAAAGGGUCACUCUAGAACUUGAUAUGAACCCUUACAAAAAAAGUUCGAGAUUAGCCUUGUCAAAAAAUUUUUGUCAAAUGUUGAAAAAAAAAAAAAAAUAGAUUAAUAUAUAAAUUUAAUUAUUUUAUAAAAUUAUUUAUUCAAAGAAUAUCUAAUUGUAUUUUUUUAUAUACUAUAUCUAUUUGCCAAAUGACUCAAAAAGUCUUUGUGGAAUCAACAAAAAUGAACUCUCUUUCAAAUUCAAAUAUAAAAACGCAUAAUAAUAAGCUUUAUAAGGAAAAUUCAGAGAGUUUUGGUGAUUUAUCCAACUUGUCACAAGCAUAUGUAUUGUACAAAAUAUCAGAAAGGGGUUUUUUUGAACGUACGUAAUUUCAUAUCUGUUCUUCAACAAAAUGGAACAUCUUUCUUGAUUAAAAAGAAAAUAAAAGACUCAUUUCAUACACAAGGAAUACUUCCAUCUGAAGGAAUAAAAAAACAACUUAAGCGGCCUAGAACGAGUCAAUGGAAAUUUUGGUUAAAAGGGAAUUCUCACUACGAUUUAUCUCCUAAUUUCUGGUCUGCCUUAAGAUCACAAAAACAAAAAUGGAGAAAUAGGGCGAAUCGCUAUCGUAGGUCUAAACAAAAAUAUUUAGACAAAAGGACUUCCGGUAAAAAAUUAAAAUUAAAUACUUACAGGAAACAAAAGGAUGCUAACUCAGUCUUGAAUAAAAAAACAAAAGAUAAUUUAAAAAAAUGCUAUCGAUAUGAUCUUUUAGCAUAUCAAUACAUUCAGUAUGAAAAAAAUAGUGGAACCCCUCCAGGAGCUAAACGGGAAGCAAUUUCUUAUCAUUACAAGAUGUCACAAAACAACUUGUUUGCGAUAACGAAAAAUAUUCCUAUCACUAGUUUCAGAGGAAAAAUAGAAAGGUUAAAUAUUCCAUAUCCAAAAAAAGAUGUCGAUAGAAAAUAUUUGAAUUGGAAAAAUAUUGAUUUUUCUCUUAAAAAAAAAAGCGAAUAUUGAGUCCUGGAUCACGGGGUAAUUAUAACAAUACUCAAAAUACUCCAAUUUUCACUUACAAUUAUCAAUUAAUUGAUAAAAUGGAAGAAAUUUUGAAAAUUGAGCAAAUUUUUAAAAACGAAAAAGAUCCUUUUGCUCUUUUGAUUCAGAAAAAUACCGAAAUGAAUCGACUCCAUUCUAGAAAUUCUUUAUUGGAUUGGAUGGGACUGAAUGAAGAAAUACUCGACCGUCCAUUAACGGCUGAGGAACUUUUGGUUUUCCCAGAAUUUGUGUGGUUUGUUAAUUUAUAUAAACUGAAACCAUGGAUUAUACCAAGCGAAUCACUUAUUUCAAAUUUGAAUCUUAAUGAAAUGACAAGUCAAAAGACCGGUAAAACUCAGAAAGAUAAAAAAGAUAAAACUGAGAGUAAAAAAAAAGAUAAAGCCGAGGGUCAAACCAAAAGUGAACCUGAGGGUCAAACCAAAGGUGAAACUCAGGGUGAAACCAAAGGUAAACCUGAAGGUGAAACCAAAGGUAAACCUGAAGGUGAAACCAAAGGUAAACCUGAAGGUGAAACCAAAGGCGAAACUGAAGGUGAAACUGAAGGUGAAAAGAAAAGUCAAACUGAGAUAGAACUAGAGUUAUUCAUGAAAAACUAUUUAUUUUUUUCAAUUUAGAGAGGAUUUUACUUUAAAUCAAGGCCUUUUCCAAGAUCUCCAAAUCUAUUGUCUCUUGCUUAGAAUGAU